AUGGACGGAGACGGCUUCUCGGUUAUUUCUCUUACCUCGCUUGGCUCGAGUAUUUCCCAUCGAUUACUCUCCAGCGCAGAAGAACUCAAUGAAUUAAACGGCACGCUUGAAGCGCCUGAUGAGCGUUUAUCGUCUUUCGCGAACAGGCUGUAUCAGCUUCAUCAGCACGUCGGAUAUCUUGAGACGGCGCUGAACAAUGCAAGCGCCAUAUCCGGUCGUUUCCAGACGACGUUGAGUCAGAGUCUUGGAUCGUGCGAUGUUGUUAAUACGGUUUUGAAUAAGCAGGUUAUGAGACUGCAGGCUGAGACGUUGGGGUUGUUGGAUGAGGUGUUUUUGGGGGUUUAUAGUGAUGCUUUACUGGCGUAUACGCGAUUGUUUGCGUUUUUCGUCAAGGUGCUUUCCUUGCCGAAUCGAGAUGAGCAGGACGUUACUCUUGAGAGUAAGAGUGGUAGAGAGGUCUUUGAUCAUGUUGAUAAGGCGUGCCAGAAGGCUGAGCAGACCAAGGACAUUCUUCUUUCUGGAUCGCAGAGUUACUCUUAUGCUUCGACUAGCAAGGGACCUAUGCCAGGUGGUUUGGAGCCUCCGCCAUACGAACCUGCUCAAGCUUCAUCAUCUACGUCACCCAGUAUUGAACCGCCAACUUCACCUUUCACCAAGGGCUUGUCUUCUCUGACAAACUCUUUCAAGGCCAUGACUUCAGGUCUCUGGGCGAAACCCGAUCCCCUGUCCACAGCACUCUGUCAAGCAGCCCUCCGCGGUGACGUCCAGCAGAUAAGCGGAUUACUCUCCCAAGGCGCCAAUAUUAACGGUCGCAACGGAGAGGGCAACUCACCACUAAGCUGCGCCAUCUUAGCCAACCAAGAAGACGCCGUUCGCUUUCUUCUAGGUGCUGGUGCAGACACAAACUCAAAGGAUAUGAAAAUCCCACCAGUAUUCCUCGCCGCAUCCGUCGGAAGCAUCGGCGUUGCGAAAAUGCUCAUCGCACAAGGAACAUGGAACGCCAACGCAGCUAGCUGGAGUGGCCAGUUCUACUUUGUCGAUGUCUGCAACAGCGAGAACAUAGAAGGAGUCGAACUCCUUCUCCAGAACGGCGCAAAGCCGAAUACGACGAAUCUCUCAGGAAGACCAGUUCUUGCACAAGCUGUCAAGAAGGGCAACAUUGAACUUGCGAGAGUGUUGCUCAAGUAUGGCGCGAAUGCAGAUACCAGCGAUAUGUCGGGUAACUCACUGCUUUCGAUAGCCGCGAGCCAGGAUCGUAUGGAUAUGAUGAAACUCCUUCUCGAGAGCGGCACGAAUGCAAGUUCGAGUAACUUGAGCGGUGUUGCAGUACUGGUUGACGCUGUUAGCAAGAGGAAACUCGACAUGGCACAGCUCGUCCUCGAUCAUGGAGCGAAUGCUAGUGCGAAGGAUCUUGUUGGGCAUCCUGUUCUCGUGCUCGCUCUGCGCGAUAGCAAGCUUUCGCAGCAUGACAAGAUCAGAGUUGUCAAGAUGUUGCUUGACCACGGCGCUUCACCGAAUGUAUCAGAUGGAACAUGGGGUGUUGCAGCGAUUUGUUUCGCAAUGGAGACCGGCUCUACAGAUCUUGUACGAAUGAUGGUCCAAGCUGGCGCCAACACAAAGAAGAAGAUGAGCAGUGGCGAAACACUCCUACUUUACGCCAUCGAUCAUGGAAGAAGGGAUCAGGCGAAACUUCUUCUCGAAGCAGGCGCUGAUGCGAAUGCAGCAGACAAAAAGGGCAGAACACCGUUGAUGCAGGCAAUUUCAAGACGAGAUACAGAGUUGAUUAGGUUGUUAAAGGCUCAUGGGGCUGAUAUGAAUGUCGGAGGAUGUAUUUCCCCUGCUGAAUUGGCGCAGUCGAUGGGUGAUCUUGAGAUAUUGCAGAUACUGGGAUUUGGAACGUCUCCUUCGCAGGCAAGACCGCGAGCGCAUUCACCACCACCUGGAUACGAGGCGUCGAUGGGCAAGGUAUGA
Messenger RNA from Fusarium coffeatum, 1971 nucleotides. RefSeq lists its product as uncharacterized. Gene Ontology annotation, molecular function: protein binding. The record is from RefSeq and is a predicted model, not a curated record. The coding region runs from base 1 to 1971 and encodes 656 amino acids. NCBI's taxonomy places the organism in Eukaryota, Fungi, Ascomycota, Sordariomycetes, Hypocreales, Nectriaceae. The transcript has 2 exons.